CCACAGACGGACGACCCGAGCGUGGUUCAAAGUCCAACAACGGUGAUGAAGUCAUCACCAAGAACUUAGUACUUGUGUGGUCGCCAUCUUGGAAAAUUUGCUAGACCACCUGUACCUACCAUGUAAAAUGUCAUAAUACCGAGAGGUAAUUCGCUCAAAGACUGUCUGAAGCGAGCCAUAUUUUCUUUGACACCACUCCGGAUUGUUGUCACCAACAGUUUCCUUUCAGUACAAACAACAUGUUGGAGAGAGUGGCGGCCUGGCUAGUCAUGGCAACGUGCUUCCUGGAGACAACCUGCGGACAAAACCGUGACGUCGGUUCCGAGGUGACGUUUACGAACGUUGACGGGUCCUUUGUGGAGUACCUACCGGUGUGGUUACCUGACAGUCCACAGGGCGUAAGAUUAGACUUUCGCACGAACCAGCCUGACGCCCUGCUGAUAUAUCAUGAAUACACGACAGAGGAGGAGGGGGAUCCGCCAUACGUCAUCUUCGUACAGGUGGAAGAUGGGAGGAUAGAAAUCAACCACAUCUACCUGAACUGGAAGGAGACAGUAAGAUUAGGCAGGGUCCUGGUGGAGGACACGUGGCACAGCGUCGCCUACAGAAAAGACCCGGCGACCCGCGUGCUGACUGUGACCGUGGACGGGGUGACGGAGACCAUACCGCUGCGCACGGACGUGGACGGGAUCUUAGACCGGGGACCGCCGGCAUCUACCACUGCAGUGUACCUAGGAGGACUGCCUGACGGACACGACCACCGACACCACGUCCUGAGCAGGUACUCCCAGUUUGUCGGCUGUAUGAGGAACGUGCAGUUUCUGGUCGACGGAUCCAACAGGACGUUGACCCCGGUCAGACAGGUGGACGUACAGAACACGUGCAUAGACCGCUGUCAGAACAACGAUGUGUGUCGACACGGGGGCGCAUGCGUCAACGAGUACUAUCGGAUCACAUGUGACUGCUACGGCACUGGGUACGAGGGGCAGUUUUGCGAGAAAAGCGAAAUCACGGAAGUACUUCUGAAGGGGAACAACUACGUGGAGUUUGUCAAGGAGAACGAAUUGGAUCGACUCGUCAACAGGAUAAGUCUGCAGUUUAAGACCCAACAACAGACCGGGACACUUUUCUUCGGCUUCGGCCUCCACCCGACCCGGAACUACAUCAUGGGGAGCGUGCGGCAGGGUCACGCCGUCUUUACCAUCGACUUCGGGGACCGGCCCAUGAGCCUGACGUCUGCAGAGAGGGUGGACGACAACAGGUGGCACACGUUAGUGAUCAUGCACAGUGGUCCAGAAGUGUCAAUGGCAGUGGACUCCGCGCCUGCGCAGACCCUCCAGGCGGACGCGUUGUACAAGAGUUCAUGUGAUGAGUAUUACCAAAUGGGUGAGCGACGAACGGGAGUGUGGAAGAUAGAUGUUGAUGGUAGGGGACCACUGCCGCCAUCUUACGUGCACUGCACGAUGGAGACAACGGAGGAUGGAACUCAAGCAGGGACCACUACUAUCAGCCAUAACCUGGCUCCUGAGACUGUGGUUCGCCGAUCAGGUCUGACAGACACCCUGCUGCACGUGUCGUACCGGGACAUGGACCAGUACGGACAGACGUUACUCCACCUGCUCCGGAUGUCUCAGUCCUGCCAGCAGUGGGUGGAGUAUCAGUGCAGAGCCGCCCCACUCAGAUUAGGGGUAAGCACGUGGUUCUACGGCGCCGAAGAGAUUCAAUACAGCACCAUCGGCCAUCCGGUGAACUCAUCCGCCACAGAUGGGAAAUGCAGUUGUUGGUACAGCAACACAUGUGCAGAGGAGAACUUGGGUUGCAACUGUGACAAAGGAGAUGAAACAUGGCGGACAGACUCGGGCUACAUCCGGGACACUGCCCACCUGCCAAUCACAGACGCCGUACUUCUGCAGGCGGGAAACACGGACAGAACGGAAGGACGUCUGUCACUCGGUCCUCUACAGUGUACGGGAACAAAAACAGACGACCCUUCCUACGGGGUCACAUUUACCCGGGAGUCUUCGUACAUCGUGGUGGAUCCCGGGUGGAGGGAGGGAGAUCUGACGUUUAGCUUCAUCACUUACAACACCAGCUGUAUCCUGCUGUACCAACAGCCCAGCGCCACCAACCCAAACUAUCUUCUUAUCUACAUGAUGAACGGUCGAAGUGUAGUGUUUCUUUUCCGAGUGGGCGACAUCUUUGAGAACAUCACGAUGACGUCAGACCGUCUGCUGAGUAGUGGGGAAGUGCAGACUAUAUCUAUAGAGUUUGAGGAGCUUCAGGUUCGCUUUACGGUCAACAUGGGCUCUAAAAUCUACGACAUCGACAGGUUGGAAUCCUUCGACGGCUUUGCUGGUCCGUUGGUGUUGGGGGCGCUGCCAAACUCGAUGUCAGUAGUCCACCUGGAGGCACGGACGGGGAUGGUGGGCUGCGUCACGGUCUUCAAGGUCAAUGGUAACCCUAUUGACCUUCGGCAGUACGUCGGUGACCCUCGGCUUCGGGAUAGCAGUCCCGGGGUUCAGACCGGAUGCCGCCACUCCUGUGACCCAAACCCCUGUCUGUACGGCGGCACGUGUGUGGACAACUGGGAAGAGUACACAUGCGCAUGCGCAGACCCUACGGCACAGAGCGGACAACACUGCGAAAACAACAUCAACUUGGACUCGGCGACCUUCUUGAGGGAAGAUGCGUUCCUCCUUUUUGAAGAAAGUCAGAACUCGGUCCUGUAUUCGGGCCUCAGAUUCGGCUUCCGAACAUUCGCGCCCGACGCCGUCCUCAUGUAUGCACACGACCACUUCAACAACUUCGUGCAGUUGGAGGUGAGAGGUGGAGACACACUGACAGUCAGCUUCAACUCGCUAAAUGAGAUCAAAGAGUUCACAGUCAAGGUCGCAGGCAUCUCGUCUGGCGAAUGGGUUGAUGUCAUCAUAUCUAGAUCAGAUAACUACCUUAACAUUGCUGCGAACAAGACCAGAGAGAGCGAAUUCGCACCCGUGAAUCUGCUGACAGUCUACAGCCAAGAUCCUUUCCCAGGCUACAGUGAAAGCAUUAGACCCGAACGUCCGUCGGCGCCACCUGCCCAGCAGACAAGGGUGUACGUAGGAGGCGUGCCGGCGUCGAUGUCUGCGUCACGCCGAGGGCUGCUGGGCUGCAUGCGGGGUCUGAAAUUCGGUCGUAAUGACGUCAAAAGUCUCGCGAGAUUAGCCGAGAAAACAGAUGGCGUUAAUAGUGGGUGUGUAGGUACGUGUGACGCUGGCCCAUGUAAACAUGGCGGCCUCUGUGAGGAACAGUGGACGGGAUUCAAAUGCAACUGUGAAGACACCUCUUACACGGGUCCAAACUGUACCAAAGAUGUUGGAGCCAUGUUCUCAGGAGGCACAGUCAUCCACCAUCAUGCCAACCCUACAGUCAACUCUUACAACGCUAGCCUCGCUUUCGUUUCCCGCCAAGCUGGCGUGCUGUUCCAUCUGUCCAGCUACAGAUCGUCCAAUGCUGUCGUCAUCAGUCUGCUGCCGACGGGACAGCUGCAGCUGCUAGUGGACCAUGGAUCGGAAAAGAAUACGAUCAACACCAAUGGGAGUUUGACGGAUGGAGUCAGACAUUACAUCCGGUUCCGGGGCACGAGGGACUCAGUUUUAAUCAAGGUGGACGAUCAUGACGAGAUGACGUCAUCUGUACCGGCUCACGUGAUGUUCAAUGAAUUUGACGUGGCCCAGCUUGGUGGGUUUGUCAGAACUGAUCCACACGUACAUGUGGACGGCUUUACAAACUUUACUGGAUGCAUGGCAGGAGUUAGAAUCAACGGUUUGCCCCCGCUGGAGAUUCUGUUCAACCCAGAAGAGGACCCGCUGAAGAAUGUCGUCACCAUCUCAGGCCCGACCAACAACACCACCUGUCCUGGCGUGGCACCGAGAGACGUGGAUGAAGUCUUCACGUUCCCGCCAUGGAACAUUGGUCCAGCUGACACGGAAACAUACUCCGCGCAGGCGCAACAGGGUGGUAGUUCCGCAGCAGCCGUGGCGGUGAGUCUGUGCGCCGUGGUUGUGGCGGUGACGAUCGGGGUGGUGUGCAUCGGGCGGAGAUACCGACGGAACAGGCGGGGAGGGAAAUUCCUGCCUAAAAAGGGAACAGCCUCGGAGAUGGAGAAGUUGAGAAGGCCAGAAGGUUCUAGCGAGGAGGAUGAGAGGCCAAAGAACGCGUCAACCAUCAAAACCAACGGUGAAAACAGCAUACCGUUAACAUCCGUGGAGCUUGACGACGAAAAACUCCAACUGAAGCCCACAACGUUCAAGCGUCUCCCCGCACUUCGGGACGAACCCGGCGACGACUCCAGCUCCGACUCGUCGCCCGAGAAUUGCCGGAAGCAGCCGACUUUGUACGAACUUGACGACAUAGACGAGGUGCCGGAGUUGGAGUGGGAUCCGCAGGGAGAGAACGCGCGGAAACAGGAGGACGAUUACUACGAGGACGACAUCUUGGCCCUCCCCGUGGUGAAGGCCAUCCGUGCAGGGGAGACGUACGGCAGACCACUUGAGGGCGGCGGUGGCCAGUAUGUACACCCUCAGAGUCACAGCACACCUAUAAAGGGAAGAGGGCGGCAGGAGGACCCAGCGGUAACCGGGGAUCAGGAGAGCAGGAGGCCCGACGAAACUCCCGUGAAGCGUUACGGUCACUCAUUUGUGUAGAAGUUUCUACAUUGUAGUAAGGACAUCCGAUGCAAUUUUAUGGCGGCAAAACUGGAUUUCCAAAGUCUAUUUUUUUGGACAUAUAAUAAGUUGAAUCAGUCCUAUUCCAUAGCAGAAUGAUAUCUGUGAGUCAUAAAUGCGAUGUCACAGAUGGAAAACGGUUGCUUGUUUAGUAUAGUAGGCUGGGUCUAGCUAUUUAUGGGUGUUGCCCACAAAGAAAAUCCUAAAGUGAUGCCACACGUUGCUUGCUUUUGAGCUAUGAUGAGGAAGUUAUGACGAAAAUGUGCUCAUGAAAUGAUGUCGAAAUGACAAGUACAAUAUCCUCAUCCCCCAUAUUUUUUUUUGUUUAGCCGCUCUUAAAUUGCAUUUGAUGACUUUAAACUCCGUGGUUUACAAAAAUAGUGAAGACUAUUUUUUACCAGUUUACCAGAAUCAUGUUAAUACACGCUACACAUAGGUACGCCAUACGAAAUGAAUCAAGCAAUAGGAUAAAAUAGGAGUCAGACGGUUUAUGUUAAAACUUUAGAUCCAACACCAAAAAAACCCUCGCAAAAAAGAUUUCGACCAGUCACUCUGGUCUUCCUCAGUAGACUGACCCAGUGAGGCUUCUCACGUGGCUUCUUUGAAUUGUGACGUUAACACUGGGUCAAAGGUAUCUGGUAGACGAUGUCGGCCCCCGUCGCGGUUCAUGAUAGUAUCAGACGUUUUAGAUUGCAUCCAUCUUUUAUCAGGGACUAUAUCAUGUCUUACCUGUAUGUCUACCCUUCAUCGUCCAACACAUAGAUAGUUUAUGCACAAGAAUGGCUGUUGUACUUAUGCAAAACCCAUUAUACACUUCAAACUUAUCUCGAAAUAAUGUUGCAUUGACGUCAUGAUAAUGAAAGCUUUAUUUGUUUUAUAUAGGACAUAUGCUUCAGAAAAAGUGAAAAAAAAUACAGUGAUGUAAAAAUAUAUGAUACUGAUUUUGAUGUGUGACAUCGUUUUAUUCUAUAUCAAACACAAAUGCUUUGUAUGAUAUCUAAUUUGACCACAGUAAAACGACGAAGAAAUAAAAGCCUUUUUUAUUUACAUUUCUGUAUUAUGUAGUUGCAAGCAAAUUGUGCUGAUCAAUACAAAUAAGGGCAUUGUUACCGCAUGUACUUGUGUUACAAAUUAUGUUGUGGCUGUGAUUUUUUCCCGAUAAUCAUGUGUGUUGUAUAAAACAGUUGCCUUCUUUGUAACCGUUAGGCAGUGCCCAAACAUUGUUUGCUGUUUUACAUAAGUUUUUUUUCGGUGCUUUGUAGGAAUUUUAGUUCUAAUUCAGUAUUUACUUUGCAUCCAAUACAAUAAAUGUAAAAUGGACUGCGUUGCAAGAGAAAUACACAAAAGUUUUCGCGUGGUUUACUGACUUCAAUGCUUUUAGAUGUUCUUGGAAACCUCGUGGGUGUGCCUGGGGUUCCGCUACAUUAGACAUAAGUGCCUAUCCUACACUGGGGGUUUCUGUUUUCAAACUAUAAUGUACGACACAGUUGACAUUGUAUAAAAGCUUUUUCUAUCCCUCAAGAGAGCAAUAGCCUAUAUUAGAUUGAAGAGAGACCGUACGGGUGCUAUGUAACAAUAGCAUUUUAAAACAACUUUAGUGGGGAAGACUACUGAUAGCAAUACGAAAACAAAGUAUGAAGUAGUAUCAUAUUCUAGCUCACAUUAACGGGGGGCUGAGAGUUAUUUUCUCUUUUUAAGAGGACUUUAAGGGCUCGAAAUACUGGGUGCAUAUGCACCUUCCUUGGUGCAGUUAAAACUGGAGCU
Branchiostoma belcheri (Belcher's lancelet) is the source of this 6470-nucleotide messenger RNA. Its product is annotated as contactin-associated protein-like 3B. The transcript is spliced from 30 exons. NCBI's taxonomy places the organism in Eukaryota, Metazoa, Chordata, Leptocardii, Amphioxiformes, Branchiostomatidae. Bases 240 to 4685 code for a protein of 1481 amino acids. The record is from RefSeq and is a predicted model, not a curated record.